Nerophis lumbriciformis (worm pipefish) is the source of this 8118-nucleotide messenger RNA. NCBI's taxonomy places the organism in Eukaryota, Metazoa, Chordata, Actinopteri, Syngnathiformes, Syngnathidae. The record is from RefSeq and is a predicted model, not a curated record.
AUGAUGAGCAACAACUACAGCGAGGAGCCACAGUACUACCAGGCCGCCGACUUUGUCGGGGAGGAGGACGAUGAGAUGCCAGCAACAGAGAAGGAUCUGGCCGAGGACGCGCCAUGGAAGAAGAUCCAGCAGAACACGUUCACCCGGUGGUGCAACGAGCACCUGAAGUGUGUCAACAAGACCAUCGGUGACCUGCAGCGUGACUUCAGUGAUGGCCUGAAGCUCAUCUGGCUUCUGGAGGUGCUUAGCCAGAAGAAAAUGUACAGAAAGUACCACAGCAGGCCUAACUUUCGCCAAAUGAAGCUGGAGAAUGUCUCCGUAGCACUGGAGUUCCUGGACCGGGAGCACAUCAAACUGGUGUCUAUUGAUAGCAAAGCCAUCGUUGAUGGGAAUCUAAAGCUUAUCCUGGGUCUUAUCUGGACUCUCAUCCUGCACUACUCUAUAUCUAUGCCAAUGUGGGAUGACGAGGACGAUGAGGAGACAAAGAAGAUGACGCCCAAACAGCGUCUGCUUGGCUGGAUCCAGAACAAAGUGCCUCAGCUGCCAAUCAACAACUUCAACCGCGACUGGAGGGAUGGCAAAGCCCUUGGAGCUUUGGUGGAUAAUUGCGCUCCAGGUUUGUGUCCUGAUUGGGCCGAGUGGGACCCCAACCAGCCUGUGGAAAAUGCAAGAGAAGCCAUGCAGCAGGCGGAUGAUUGGCUUGGUGUGCCUCAGGUUAUUGCACCUGAAGAGAUAGUGGAUCCAGAUGUAGAUGAGCACUCUGUGAUGACCUACCUGUCACAGUUCCCCAAAGCCAAGCUGAAGCCAGGAGCCCCUCUCAAACCCAAACAGCUAUUCCCUCACAAGGCCAAAGCCUAUGGACCAGGUAUUGAGCCUCAUGGUAACAAGGUGCUUCACCCUGCUGUUUUCACUGUGGAUACUAUUGAAGCGGGCAGUGGUGAGGUCCUAGUCUAUGUGGAGGAUCCCGAGGGACACAAAGAAGAGGCCAAGGUGAAACCUAACAAAGACAAAAACCGAACCUACACAGUCACUUAUAUUCCUAAAGUUGAAGGUCUUCACAAGGUUAAGGUGUUAUUUGCUGGCCAGGACAUUGACAAGAGCCCCUAUUCAGUGAAUGUGGCAAAGGACAUGGGUGACCCCAGUAAAGUGCAUGCCAGGGGACCCGGUCUAGAACGCACAGGCAACAUAGCCAACAAACCCACUUAUUUUGACAUCUUCACAGCCGGUGCUGGCAAUGGCGACAUCAGCGUGGUCAUUGUUGAUCCACAGGGUAAAAAUGACACAGUGGAAAUCAUUCUGGAAAACAAAGGCGACAGUGUGUUCCGAUGUACCUAUCGCCCUGUGAUUGAGGGUCCUCAUGCCAUCCAUGUGCUGUUUGGCGGCCAAGAGAUCCCAAAGAGCCCAUUCCCUGUCAACAUCGCAGAAGCCAUCAAUCCAAACGCCUGCAGAGCUACCGGCAGAGGCCUUCAGCCUAAGGGUGUGAGAGUAAAGGAGGUUGCAGACUUCAAAGUUUUCACCAAGGGAGCUGGCAGUGGAACAUUGAACGUCUCGGUCAAAGGGCCCACUGGGGUGCAGGAACAAGUGAAAGUGCGAGAUACAGGAAAUGGAGUGUAUGAGUGCGAGUAUUACCCCCUCAAACCGGGUAAAUAUACAGUCAGCAUAAUGUGGGGAAAUCAGCCCAUCCCUCGCAGUCCAUUUGAAGUAGAGGUAGGACCGGAGGCAGGUUUCCAGAAGGUGAGGGCUUGGGGUCCUGGUCUGAAGACAGGGAUGGUGGGAAAAUCUGCUGACUUUGUGGUUGAGGCCAUCGGCACAGAUGUUGGGACUCUGGGCUUCUCCAUCGAAGGACCCUCUCAGGCUAAGAUCGAGUGUGACGACAAGGGUGAUGGCUCCUGCGAUGUCCGCUACUGGCCCACUGAACCUGGCGACUACGCUGUCCAUGUAAUUUGUGAUGACGAGGACAUCAAGGACAGCCCCUUCAUGGCCCAUAUCCUCCCUGCUGCCAAUGACACCUUCCCAGAGAAGGUGAAAGCCUUUGGGCCGGGCCUGCAGCCAAAUGGCGUUACUGUAAACAAGCCAACUGAAUUUACUAUUGAUGCACGCAUGGCUGGGAAGGGUCCACUCUCCAUCUAUGCCCAGGAUGCCGAAGGCUGCACAAUCAACAUCAAAGUCAAUGACAAAGGCGAUGGAACAUAUCUGUGCACUUAUACUCCCACCAAGCCUAUUAAACACACCAUCAUCAUCGCCUGGAGUGGUGUAAAUGUGCCCAACAGCCCCUUUAGGGUGCAGGUCGGAGAGGGUUGUCAUCCAGACAGGGUCAAGGUCUAUGGGCCCGGAGUGGAGAAGACGGGCCUCAAGGCUAAUGAGCCAACAUACUUCACUGUGGACUGCAGUGAGGCUGGUCAAGGUGACAUCAGCAUAGGAAUCAAGUGUGCCCCAGGGGUGGUUGGCCCUGCCGAGGCAGACAUCGACUUUGACAUCAUCAAGAAUGACAAUGACACCUUUACUGUCAAGUACACUCCCCCGGGAGCAGGUCGCUACACCAUCAUGGUGCUCUUUGCUGACCAGGAAAUUCCCAUCAGUCCAUUCAAAGUCAAAGUUGAUCCCUCUCAUGAUGCUGGAAAGGUGAGGGCAGAAGGCCCUGGACUCAACAAGACAGGAGUGGAGGUGGGCACGCCAACCCACUUUACAAUCUAUACAAAAGGAGCAGGCAAAGCCAAGCCAGAAGUGCGCUUCGCAGCCUCAGGCCCAGGAGAGGUCGUCCGUGACUUUGAGAUAAUCGAUAACCAUGAUUACUCCUACACAGUCAAAUACACCGCUCUUCAACAGGGCAACAUGGCAAUCACGGUCACUCAUGGAGGGGAUCCCAUCCCCAAAAGCCCCUUCCAUAUCACAGUGGCUCCGCAGCUGAACAUUGGAAAAGUCAAAGUUGAGGGUUUAGACACCAAAGUGGAAGUGGGACGGGACCAAGAAUUCACAGUGAACACAAAGGGUGCCGGCGGGCAGGGCAAUGUAGGCGUGAAGAUGACCUCACCCACCGGCCGACCAAUUCCGUGCAAGCUGGAAUCGGACAAAGCCAAAGGCAUUCACAAUGUGAAGUACAUCCCCCCGGAGGAGGGGCAAUACAAGGUGGAUGUCAGCUAUGAUGGAAACCCCGUCAUGGGAAGCCCCUUUGGGUUGGAAGCUGUGAUGCCUGCUGAUCCCUCAAAGGUCCGAGCAUUUGGCCCUGGACUUCAGGGCGGUAUUGUAGGCAAACCGGCUCCAUUCACUAUCGACACAAAGGGAGCGGGAGCAGGUGGACUAGGCCUGACAGUGGAGGGUCCUUGUGAGGCCAAAAUUGAGUGCCAAGACAAUGGCGACGGAACAUGCUCAGUAGCCUACUUGCCCACCGAAGCUGGAGAGUACAACAUCAACAUUCUGUUCGCGGAGCAGCACAUCCCGGGCUCUCCUUUCAAGGCAGCAGUGCGACCAGCCUUUGAUCCCAGCAAGGUCACGGCCAGUGGUCCAGGCUUGGAAAGGGCCAAGGCGGGUGAGUCGGCCACCUUCACCGUGGACUGCACACGGGCUGGCGAUGCCGAGCUUAGCAUCGAAAUUAUCUCGGACACCGGGGCGAAGGCUGAAGUGCACAUCCAGAAAACGGCAGAGGGAACGUUCUCCGUCACAUACAUCCCACCGUUCCAUGGCGCGCACACCAUUACCAUCAAAUAUGGGGGUCAUAUGAUCCCCCACUUCCCCAAGGUUCUGCAAGUGGACCCCUCUGUGGACACCAGUGGGGUGCACGUCUACGGGCCUGGAGUAGAGCCUCGAGGAGUCCUUAGAGAAGUCACUACCCAUUUUAUUGUGGACGCCCGGGCUCUAAACAAGGUUGGAGGAAAUCACGUGAAGGCUCGCAUUGUUAACCCCUCGGGCACCACCACAGAAGGCUACAUCACCGACAAAGGUGACGGCACCUAUAGAGUGGAGUACACGCCCUUUGAAGAUGGCAUGCAUCUGAUCGAGGUACUUUAUGAUGACGUACCUGUACCCAAGAGUCCCUUCAGAGUGUCAGUAAUGGAAGGAUGCGAUCCCACCCGGGUGAGGGCCUAUGGACCUGGUCUGGAGGGAGGAAUAACCAACAAGCCAAACUGCUUUACUGUGGAGACCAGGGGUGCUGGAACUGGAGGCUUGGGCCUGACCAUUGAGGGAGCUUCUGAGGCCAAAAUAUCAUGUAAAGACAAUAAAGAUGGAAGCUGCAGUGUGGAGUAUGUCCCCUUCACUCCUGGCGACUAUGACGUCAACAUCAAUUAUGGCGGCCACCCCAUCCCCGGUAGUCCCUUCAAGGUGCCAGUCAAGGACCCCGUUGACCCCAGCAAAGUCAAGUGCUCCGGUCCUGGCCUGGGUUCAGGAGUGAGAGCGCACAUCCCUCAAACGUUCACUGUGGACUGCACUCAGGCCGGACAAGCUGCAUUGGAUGUCAAACUCUUUGGGCCAACAGGUACCAUGGAGCCAGUCGGAGUUAAAAACAAUGGUGAUGGAACCCACACGGUUCACUACACCCCAGCUCAAGAUGGACCGUACACUGUGGCAGUCAAAUAUGCAGACCAGGAGGUCCCACAUAGCCCAUUCAAAGUGAUGUCUCAGCCUGGGCACGACGCCAGUAAGGUGCGAGCCAGCGGGCCGGGUCUGGACAGCAAAGGCGUGUCAGCCAGCCUCCCUGUGGAGUUCACCAUUGAUGCUCGCGAUGCCGGCGAGGGGCUGCUCACUGUGCAAAUUCUGGACCCUGAGGGCAAGCCAAAGAAUGCAAGCAUCCAGGACAACAGAGAUGGCACUUACACCGUGUCCUAUGUACCUGACUCUAUCGGCCCGUACACCAUCACCAUCAAAUAUGGAGGCGAUGAGAUUCCGUACUCCCCCUACCGGAUUCAGUCGAAUCCUACAGGAGAUGCCAGCAAGUGUCGGGUCACAGUGUCCAUAGGAGGACAUGGUGUAUCGGGUCUUCAAAAGCUGCAGACCUCAGAGGAUACUGUGAUCACGGUGGACGCGAAAGCUGCUGGUAAGGGCAAGGUGACGUGUAAGGUGUUAACGCCACAAGGGAUGGAGCUGGACAUGGAUGUGGUGGAGAAUCACGACGGGACGUUUGACAUUUACUACACGGCUCCCGAACCUGGCAAAUACGUGAUCACCAUUCGAUUCGGAGGGCAGAACAUCCCCAAGAGCCCCUUUCAUGUGGUGGCCUCAAAUGAACCUGUUGCUCCUCGUGACACUGUGGAUCCACUCUUCAGACCGGUCAACUUCCUUGUGCCUUUCACACCGCAGCAAGGAGAAAUAUCAGGCGAGGUCCGAAUGCCUUCAGGCAAAACGGCAAGGCCACAUAUCACAGAUAAUAAAGAUGGCACCAUCACCAUCAAGUACCAACCAACUGAGAAAGGCCUACAUGAGAUGGACAUCAAAUAUGAUGGCAACCACAUUCCAGGAAGCCCUCUACAGUUCUUUGUGGAUGCUGUGAACAGUGGAGUGGUGUCAGCCUAUGGUCCGGGCCUAAGUUAUGGCAUGGUCAACAAAGCUGCCACCUUUACUGUGGUCACCAAGAAUGCAGGAGAAGGUGGUCUCUCCCUGGCUGUGGAGGGCCCAUCUAAGGCAGAGAUCACCUGCAAGGACAACAAAGACGGCACCUGCACUGUGUCCUACCUGCCCACAGCGCCCGGAGACUACAACAUCAUUGUCAAAUUUGACAACAAGCACAUUCCUGGCAGCCCCUUUGUUGCCAAGAUCACCGGGGAUGACACCAUUACCAGAACGUCCCAGCUGAACGUGGGUACUGCCGCUGAUGUGUCGCUCAAGAUCGCUGAAACAGACCUGAGCUCUCUCAGUGCCAGCAUCAGAGCGCCCUCAGGCAAUGAAGAACCCUGCCUGCUCAAGAGGUUGCCCAACAGACACCUUGGUAUCUCAUUUACCCCUAAAGAGGUAGGCGAACACGAAGUCAGUGUGAGGAAGAACGGCGUACAUGUGGCCAAUAGCCCUUUCAAGAUCAUGGUCGGGCAAUCAGAGAUCGGAGAGGCCAGCCGGGUUAAAGCUUUCGGCAAGGGCCUUGUGGAGGCACACACAUUUGAGAUGGCCGAAUUCUUUGUUGAUACCAGGAAUGCCGGUUAUGGUGGGCUGGCACUCUCCAUUGAGGGUCCUAGCAAAGUGGAUAUCAACUGCGAGGAUAUGGAGGACGGAACCUGCAGAGUUACCUAUUGUCCCACAGAACCUGGAAAUUACACCGUAAACAUCAAAUUUGCUGAGAAACACAUCCCAGGAAGUCCGUUCACAGUGAAGGUGACUGGUGAGGGAAGGAUGAAGGAGAGCAUAACCAGAAAGAGGCAGGCGUCUUCUAUUGCUUCGGUGGGAAGCACAUGUGGACUCAACCUGAAGAUUCCAGGAAACUGGUUCCAGAUGGUGUCUGCCCAGGAGAGGCUGACCCGGUCAUUUACCCGCAGCAGCCAUACUUAUACACGCACUGAGCGCACUGAGAUCAGCAAAACCCGUGGAGGCGAAACUAAGCGGGAGGUCCGGGUUGAGGAGAGCACCCAGGUGGGCGGAGGUGGAAGCCCUUUCAGAGACGUCUUCGGAGAUUUCCUGGGCCGGGAGAGCCUUAGCAGCUUUGCUGGCAUAACUGCGAGACCUGAAUCUGAGACGGGCUCGCAAGCCAUGACGGCUCAGGUGACCAGCCCUGGAGGGAAGACAGUGGAUGCAGACAUCGUGGAUGGAGGAAACAGCACCUACAGUGUACGAUUUAUCCCCCACGAGAUGGGACCGCACACUGUAAACGUCAAGUACAGAGGCCAGCAUGUUCCUGGGAGUCCCUUCCAGUUUACCGUGGGGCCCAUGGGGGAGGGUGGUGCACACAAGGUCCGUGCAGGAGGUCCUGGUCUGGAGAGAGGCGUGGCUUCAGCUCCUUCUGAAUUUAGCAUCUGGACCAGAGAAGCCGGCGCCGGUGGGCUGUCCAUUGCUGUAGAGGGGCCGAGCAAGGCGGAAAUUUCCUUUGAGGACAGAAAGGACGGUUCCUGCGGCGUCUCCUACAUUGUUAAGGAACCCGGUGACUACGAGGUGUCAAUUAAGUUCAACAACGAGCACAUCCCUGACAGCCCAUUCAUCGUUCCCAUCGCAACACUGUCAGACGAAGCCCGCAGGCUCACGUUCACAAGCCUGCAGGACAAGGAUUUGAAGGUAAACCAAGAAGCAUCGUUUAUGGUGCAGCGCAACGGGACUCGCGGUGUAGUAGAUGCCAAAGUCCACACCCCUUCUGGUUGUUCCGAGGAGUGUUAUGUCACCGAGUUGGAUGGUGACAAGACCGCCGUGCGCUUCAUUCCGCGGGAGAACGGUGUUCACUCUAUAGACGUCAAGUUCAAUGGCUGCCACAUCCCUGGAAGCCCUUUCAACGUGCGAGUGGGUGACCCGGGACUGAUAGGAGAUCCAGGCAUGGUUACAGCGCAUGGCCCAGGACUUCUUGGUGGAAACACAGGUGUGCCCUCCGAGUUUGUGGUCAACACGUGUAAUGCUGGGCCGGGGACAUUGUCGGUGAACAUAGACGGGCCUUCCAAAGUCAAGAUGGACUGUUGUGAGUGUCCAGAAGGCUACAAAGUCACCUAUAUUCCCAUGGCUCCUGGCAAUUAUCUCAUCACCAUCAAAUAUGGCGGGCCACAGCACAUAGUUGGAAGUCCCUUCAAAGCUAAAGUUACAGGCGCCAGACUGUCGGGUGGCCACAGCCUCCACGAGACGUCAUCCGUCCUAGUGGAAACGGUCACCAAAUCGUCCAAAGUGGGCGGCGGAGGCUUUAGCUCCUCCUCAUCCACCACGGCCGCGUCGUCCAAGCUGACCUCGGACGCAAGCAAGGUGGUCUGCCGUGGAAUGGGCUUGACCAAGGCCAUGGUGGGACAGAAAAACAAUUUCACAGUCGACUGCGGCAAAGCAGGCAGCAAUAUGCUUAUGGUGGGUGUGCAUGGACCGCAUGCUCCGUGUGAAGAGGUAUAUGUGAAGCACAUGGGCAACAAGCUCUACAACGUCACCUACACGAUCAAGGACAAGGGUAGCUAUACCGUCAUUGUCAAAUGGGGUGACGACAACAUCCCGGGGAGCCCGUACAAAGUGUCGACGCCGUAA